Gossypium raimondii (Peruvian cotton) is the source of this 3082-nucleotide messenger RNA. RefSeq names its product kinesin-like protein KIN-13A. NCBI's taxonomy places the organism in Eukaryota, Viridiplantae, Streptophyta, Magnoliopsida, Malvales, Malvaceae. Gene Ontology annotation, molecular function: microtubule binding; microtubule motor activity; ATP binding. The record is from RefSeq and is a predicted model, not a curated record. Gene Ontology annotation, biological process: microtubule-based movement. The transcript is spliced from 14 exons. The coding region runs from base 289 to 2724 and encodes 811 amino acids.
UCGAGAGAAAAGCAAAUAAAUUAAAUAAAAUCAAACACUAUUUUCUGCUUUUAUAAUUUGAUUUCUCUCUCAGAUCUGUUCGUAGAUCUUCAAUCGCCGUCUUCCUUUUGUCUUUUUUUUUCAACAUUAUCUGGUUUAAGAAAUUUUCACGAAUUAUUGGAAAUUGCAUUUUCGAAGAAAUACAUUUACAUCUUCUUCGAAUUUUUGGAUUUUCUCCACCUCCGUUGAUAAACAAAUUUUAAAAAAUUGGCUCCGCAAAGGCGAUCGCAGCGCCACACGGGUGGCCAGAUGCAGCAAAGCAAUGCUGCUGCGACGGCGUUUUACGAUCACGCUGGAGGCGGCGGGUCCUUCAACAAUGCUGGUCCCGCCGGCGGAGAUGCUGGUGAUGCUGUUAUGGCACGGUGGUUGCAAUCUGCUGGAUUGCAGCAUCUGGCCUCUCCCUUGACUUCUACAGGCAUCGACCAACGCCUCCUUCCUAAUCUACUCAUGCAGGGGUAUGGGGCAGAAUCUGCUGAAGAGAAGCAGCGGCUAUUCAAAUUAAUGAGGAACCUCAAAUUUAAUGGUGAAUUUGGUUUGGAGCCAUACACACCAACUGCCCAAAGUUCUGGAGGGCAGGCUACAUCUGAUGGGUUCCAUUCUCCAGAGUUCAAGGGGGAUUUUGGAGCUGGCCUUUUGGAUCUUCAUGCUAUUGAUGAUACAGAGCUUCUUUCUGAGCAUGUUAUCUCAGAACCUUUUGAGCCAUCACCAUUCAUGCCAGGUGUGAACAAAUCAUUUGAAAACGAAUUUAAUGUGACAUCUAGCCGGCAGCAAAAAGAGCAAAGUAAUGCAGAUGCCUCUGCUUCGUCAUUCAUUGCCAAUGAAAAAGAGAUCAGUACAAGGGAAAAUAAUGUUGCUAAGAUUAAAGUUGUGGUACGUAAAAGACCAUUAAACAAGAAAGAAAUUUCUCGGAAGGAGGAUGAUAUAGUAACUGUAGGUGAGAAUGCUUUAACGGUCCAUGAACCCAAGCUAAAGGUGGACUUGACAGCAUACGUAGAGAAGCAUGAAUUCUGUUUUGAUGCUGUUCUGGAUGAGCAUGUUACUAAUGAUGAGGUUUAUCGUGUUACUGUUGAGCCAAUUAUUCCCAUAAUUUUUCAGCGAACAAAAGCCACUUGUUUUGCAUAUGGGCAAACAGGUAGUGGUAAGACGUUCACAAUGCAGCCAUUACCUCUCAGAGCUGCACAAGACCUCAUUAGAUUCUUGCAUCAGCCAGUUUAUCACAGUCAGAGAUUUAAAUUGUGGCUUAGCUAUUUUGAGAUAUAUGGUGGAAAACUCUUUGACCUUUUGAGUGAUAGAAAGAAACUUUGUAUGAGAGAAGAUGGGAGACAACAAGUCUGUAUUGUUGGACUGCAAGAAUUUGAGGUGUUAGAUGUGCAAGUUGUCAAGGAAUACAUUGAGAGGGGAAAUGCUGCUAGAAGCACUGGAUCUACUGGUGCAAAUGAGGAGUCUUCAAGGUCACAUGCUAUUUUACAACUUGCCAUCAAGAAACACCCUGAGAUAAAGGAGUCGAAACGGAACAAUGAUGGGAAUGAAUCUAAAAGUGGGAAGGUUGUGGGAAAGAUUUCUUUUAUUGAUCUUGCUGGCAGUGAAAGAGGUGCAGACACCACCGACAAUGACCGACAAACUAGGAUUGAGGGUGCAGAAAUUAAUAAGAGCCUUUUGGCUCUCAAGGAGUGUAUUCGUGCCCUGGACAAUGAUCAGAUCCAUAUACCAUUCCGUGGGAGCAAACUCACUGAAGUGCUCCGUGACUCUUUCGUUGGCAACUCAAGGACUGUUAUGAUCUCAUGUAUUUCUCCAAAUGCAGGUUCAUGUGAGCACACUCUCAAUACUCUGAGAUAUGCUGAUAGGGUUAAAAGUCUUUCCAAAAGUGGUAAUCCCAAAAAGGACCAGGCUGUAACUUCUUUACCACCAAGUAAUACGGAUGCUUCUUCAGCAUCUUCUCUGCCUGCUCCCGCAGAUAUAGAAGUCGUAUAUGAACAACAACAGGAAGCCAAAGUUGUUGAUACAAGUCAAAGGGUUGUAGAAAAAGAUGUUUAUACUGUUGACUUUGAUAAACAGCUGUCAAAGUUUCCGUCAGGUUACUCUUUCAACAGGAGAGAGGAAAGUGGAUUGACUUCUGGGCCAACAGGUCGGGAGAGAUUUGAAGUGAAUAACUCCUACAGCAGCUCAACAAAAAGAGUUUACUCAUCAAAUUCUCAAAACUCAGCUGAUACAGAAGAGAAACUGCAGAAGGUGUCACCACCUCGUAGAAAAGUGACUAGAGAAGAAAAGUCAGAUAAGAUGACCGGGAUCGUAGCUAAGAAAGACGGGGGAGGAUCUGAUUUGUCCACUACAAAGUCUAGGCAGUCAAAUGCUGUUAGUUAUAGCAAUGCAAAUAAUGUUGGACAUAGACAAUAUGAUCCCGAGCCUCCUGAUGAGAAUAUCAAUGCAAUACUUGAGGAGGAAGAGGCUUUAAUUGCUGCUCACAGAAAAGAAAUUGAGGAUACAAUGGAAAUUGUUCGUGAAGAAAUGAAGCUUUUGGCAGAGGUGGACCAACCAGGCAGCCUCAUCGACAAUUAUGUGACCCAACUAAGCUUUGUGCUUUCACGCAAGGCUGCUGGUCUGGUUGGCCUUCAAGCUCGCCUUGCCAGGUUCCAGCAUCGAUUGAAAGAGCAGGAGAUACUGAGUCGGAAGAGAGUUCCUCGUUAAGGCAAGCAGUUUGUUCCCUGCUUGCAUUACCGCAUCAGAACCUGUCUCAUAACCUCGCUUAGAUUGUUAUAGUUAUAUUUCUCGAUGGACAUUGACGCUUAAAUAUUUUGAUAUAAACAAAUAUAUAAAGCUUUUAUCUCAAAUGGAAUCUCUACUUGGUUCUGGCGGUCAAUGCAUGGAGCCAUUUCGAGUUCUCGGAGAAAGGAAAUUUGGCAUUGCAUAAAAACUCCACCGUGUCUUGCAGGUAUUGAUGUUUCGAUGUAAAUGCCUCGUACAUGUCCCGGUAAUAAGAGGGGCCAAUUGAAAUUGUCAAACAUUUAUUGUUUAGAUGAAUCUGAUGUAUCAUUGUUUAGAUUGA